Messenger RNA from Dinoponera quadriceps, 2304 nucleotides. RefSeq names its product orcokinin peptides-like. The coding region runs from base 161 to 664 and encodes 167 amino acids. The transcript is spliced from 4 exons. NCBI's taxonomy places the organism in Eukaryota, Metazoa, Arthropoda, Insecta, Hymenoptera, Formicidae. The record is from RefSeq and is a predicted model, not a curated record.
GAGCACGAGGCACGGGACACUCCACGCGUUUUUCACGACGUGAGCACCAGCUACGACAGUCCGCUUGACGACUGCAGACCGCGGCCGGUGUCAGUUUCACCUGGAGAACGAGCCCACGGUGUUUACUCCCGGUACCAGGUACCAUCGUAGACGCGGCGCAAUGACGAGGGGCGCGUUUCCCGGCUCAUCGAUCGCGAUCGUCGCCCUCAUCGGCGUGGCCGCUUACGUAGUGGCCGGACCCGUUCAAGCCGGGCCGAACACGCUGCAACGGGAGGAAUACGGCUCGCCGGCCUUGGCGGAUGUUUUAGCGAGAUACUGGGAGGAGCGAAGUGCGGCCAGCCGCAAUUUAAACGGCGUCGGCGGCAGCGGCGGCCAUCUGCUGAGGCAGACGCGUCGAGGGUUGGACUCGUUAUCCGGAGCAACCUUCGGCGAGAACAAGAGACUCGCACCUCUCAGGCGACCCGGAUGGGUGAACGUGCGGCCCGGUUACUUCGACGAGAUCGACCGGUCGGUGUUCGAUCGUUUCUCGAAGAGGAACAUCGACGAGAUCGAUACCGCGUUCGACAGCUUCUUCAAGCGAAACAUCGACGAGAUCGAUCGGGUCGGCUGGAAUGGAUUCGUCAAGAGGCUCGAUAAUUACUUGGCGGACAGGCAGCGACGUUAAAUGGCGCGGGAGGACACGAAGGGCGAGAGUGGCGAGACGAAGGGCGAGAAAAGGGCGAAGGGCAGUGAGAGAAAUGCGAAGCACAUCGCGAGACGCGAGGGAAUCGCGCGCGCGGGGUUCGCCGGCGAGUAUUCUUUAACUAAAAAGCGGGAUCGUCCGAUCUCCUCCUUCUCCCUCUGUACGUAAAACCGUCGGAUGUACUUUCAGCCACAGAUACCGGGGGCGAAAAAUAGCGGCCAUUUCGUUAACGACGUCGUAACAUCCGUGAAACGUCGAAGAGGAAGAAAAUAAAAGAACUCUUCGACGACUUAAACUUCCGCGCGCGCGCGCGCGCGCGCACUUCAAUUAACUUCGAUUAGCUGCGAUCGCGCUGUAUUUCCAACUGUAAUUCACUUUUAGAGGAACGAAUUUUCAAGCGUUUAGCUAUCGAGACCCUCGACGUUGGAAACGAGACACGAGGGCCUAUCACGAGCGAUAGUUUUCGCGGAGCGAAAGUCGCGUUCGAGAUACUUCAUGUGGCGAAACGUGUGACUGACAGGACAUCCCUUGGUUCUAGAACACCGUCAACAGACGAAAUCCGCGUCGAAGCGAGACAGAUGUCUUCGGGAGAGUACACAGGGAAUUUAUUUUACUUCAUCGCGAGCUCGCACGCGCGCGCGCGACAGAGAGAGGAAGAUUCUACCCGCCGGAUGUGCGAUGAUCUUUCCCCACGCGAUGCUGACCGACCAAUCGGAACCGAUUCAGGACCCGCUUCGAAUGAACUCUCUCGCUUCUUCGCUGUUGCAGUACCCGGCUACUUUUCGCAGCACGCUACUACAUCGUAAUAAUACGGGCGGCGUGUAUACAUUGUUAAUUGUGUAAUUAAUUGUAUAUACUACUAGACGCGCGCUCGAUGUGAUUGCACGAAUCUUGGGAUUGUAUCGCGCGAAAAGAGAGGAGAGAAAGCGGAAAGAAAACCGAAGAAAUACACGGAGAAAACAAAUUUUACCAGGACAGAAAAUGUUUGUCGAUAUAGUGACAGCGGGAAGAAAUUUGCUUGAACGGCCGAAAGAUUUGUUAAGAAUAUUAAUUGUCCGUAUAUCCAGCAAAUAGUAAUUAAUACUCUUAACAAAACUUUCUGCUGUUCAGACAAAUUUUCCUUUGCCGUCACUAUAUCGACAAACAUUUGCUGUUCUAGCGAGAUUUGUUUUCUCCGUGUAAAUGUUUCGAUGUGAUCGCGAGGAAACGGAACGCGACAAAGACGUCAGCGGGCGCGCGCGUUGUCGUUUCCCCUCCGGCGAGGUUUCUCGGCCCGAGAGGUACUCGCGAUACCUUUACGUUCGCGGUACACGCAACUCGACAAAGACCUCCUCCCUCGCGAUUAAUCACCGUCCGAAAUUACACGGGACGGAAUUGACGUCCCGAGUUGUUUCGAUCUCGGAGUUCUUUUGCCGGAUUGAGAUCGAAUAAUGUGUAACCACGCGAUGCGUCCUACUCCUACUCCCCGUAUGCUGUCAUUCUGCGUAAAGAAAUGUGCUAUCUAAAUAAAUGAGAAUGAUAAUUAACCGCUGGCCGGUCGAGGGUCCGAUUUUACUCUGCAUCUUCGCCGACGAGGGCGGUCGUGGAAAAGUCUUGCGAGAUGGAGCCGAGAGAAAGAGAAA